UCGUCUUCGAGGGACGGGCGCUAGACGGUCUACCCCCUCGUGUUUGGACAGCCCUGCCGGGGGAGGGGGAGAGAGGACCUGGGGUGAGAAGAAGACGGGCGCGCGAAAGGCGUCGCGACGCGCGCGGCUGGCGUCAGUAGCGUCCGCGGAUCAGGCGCGGCCGGUCGGGGGGAGAGUUUCGACGCGGCGAUCUCUUCCUUCCCUUCCGGAGCUGGGGAGGACCGACGUGUGUGUGUGGAUGGCGGAGGAGCCGGUGUGACCCUGCUGACCCCCGUCGGCCGGAAGAGCUGGAUGGUCUGCUACUGAGGGCGCGACGGCCCGCCGCGGGAGGCGUCCCCAUGUACAAGGCCGCCGAUGCGACGCCGGGCGCCGCGACGCCCUACAGGGAAGGCGCGGCCCUGGACGAAGCCGUGGGCAAGCUCCUGGAAGGCUACGACUGGACCUUGCUGCCCGUGACGCAGAAGUCGACGGCGAAGAGGAAGCAGCACAUCAAGAGGCCGAUGAAUGCCUUCAUGGUGUGGGCCCAGGCGGCCAGGAGGAAGCUGGCCGACCAGUACCCUCAGCUUCACAACGCAGAGCUCAGCAAGACAUUGGGCAAGCUCUGGAGGAUCCUGAGCGAAGAAGAGAAACAGCCGUUCAUAGAAGAAGCGGAGAGACUCCGCACAGCCCACAAGAAGGAUCACCCCGACUACAAGUACCAGCCGCGCCGCCGCAAGCCGCCCAAGAGCAGCGCCGUGCUGCCUGUGACGGCCGGCGACCAGGAGCUGCCCGGCACCUCGGGGGUCAGCUCCUCCUCCUCGCCCGGCGGCCAGGACACCCCCCGGUGCCACAGAAUGAAGCUGGGCCCGACUGAAUCCCCGCCCGGCCCAGACUGCUCGUUCUCCAAGCUGUACUCGAACAGGGAAGCGGAGUUGAGAAGCGUCCAGGAAGAUCACAAGUCGUAUCCUUGCGCGCACCCGCAGUACCAGCUCAUGUCCCCGUCGGGCCCGGAGGCGGCUGCAGAGGCGGCGCUGCCCCGCCACCACCAGCCCCCGUUCCGCGCCGCCCCCGCCGGCGCCGGCUUCGUGUACCCGCCGCCGCCCGGCGCCGACGCGGGCCCCGGGGGCGGCGGGGGCGGUCCGGGGGCGGCGGGGGCGGGCUGCUUCGCGCCGGCCGGGUACGGCGCCGGGGGCGGGGACUUCCUGCACCACCACCACCACCACCACCACCCCCAGGGGGCGGCGCCGGGCUUCGGGGGCGGGCCGCACCAGGCCUUCUACCCGUACGGCUCGCCGCACCAGAGCGCCUACUACAUGCCGCCGCGAUAA
Molecule: messenger RNA, 1307 nt
Organism: Bacillus rossius redtenbacheri
Lineage: Eukaryota; Metazoa; Arthropoda; Insecta; Phasmatodea; Bacillidae
Product: transcription factor SOX-8-like
Exons: 6
Coding region: 339-1307 (322 amino acids)
Biological process (GO): regulation of transcription by RNA polymerase II
Cellular component (GO): nucleus
Molecular function (GO): RNA polymerase II cis-regulatory region sequence-specific DNA binding; DNA-binding transcription factor activity, RNA polymerase II-specific
Source: RefSeq, a predicted model, not a curated record